Messenger RNA from Alligator sinensis (Chinese alligator), 8797 nucleotides. RefSeq names its product SMC5-SMC6 complex localization factor 2 (gene SLF2). Gene Ontology annotation, biological process: protein localization to site of double-strand break; positive regulation of double-strand break repair; DNA damage response. Gene Ontology annotation, cellular component: site of double-strand break; nucleus. Bases 625 to 3987 code for a protein of 1120 amino acids. NCBI's taxonomy places the organism in Eukaryota, Metazoa, Chordata, Crocodylia, Alligatoridae. The record is from RefSeq and is a predicted model, not a curated record. The transcript has 20 exons.
UUAAAAAGUAAGGAAAGGUAGUUAGUUGUGUCAGACUGAAGUCAGUCAGAAGGCAGGGUAGAUAUGCACCUUUAUAGACUAAGAUAGAUCAAUCUGAGAGAGACAGCACACAAGCUUUUAUGAAUCCAGGUUCACUUCAUCGGAUGCCAUGCAUCUGAUUAAAAAGUGGCUAUUCCUAUUCAUGUGCAGAUUCAAAACAAACCAACCCUCUCUCAAGUUCAAAGCACCCUUGAGUGGGACAUUUGCAUUAAUUGUUGAAUUGGAGCAAUGAGUUUAGGAAGGAGAAGACUUGAUGAAUAGAGUGCAGGAGUAAUAAAGUUUUGUCACCGUACAGGAACAGGUGUCACAAGAGACACUGCCCUGAGGGUUUCAUAAAGGGAAAGGAAGGUAUUUUCACUUGUCUACAAAUGAGGUUUCAAUAGAAACAAGCUUCAGCAUGCUUAGAAAUUGAAGCCAAAUUCAACCCAUUCAGCAAACAGAAACCAUUCUAUUACAGACUACUUCAAACCAGCUUCAAAACAAGAGAGAAGAAAUGUAAAAAAUGGAGAGGUUGGACUGUCAGUCAUACAUGCAGAACGAUUUGAAAAGGCAAUAUCUUCUCCAGAGAAAGGUAGAAGGAAAAAGAUGCCAGUCCAAACACCAACCAAGAGUCCAGUGCUAGAUGCCCUUUUGAGAGAAGCUAAGAAAGAAAAAAAGGACAAUCUAGCCACUUCAGAAAACAGUAGAAAGUACAUUGCGCAGAGCACCAUAUAUCCGAAGGUUGUGGUUAGAAAACUCUUUUUAGAACAGUUGCAAGACCCUGGAGGUAUAACCAAAAAGCAAAAGGAUGUUAAGCAUGACCUGGGGAGAAAUGAGAAGGGUCCAGUUUUACCAAGAACACCGUUGUCUUGUGGCAAUAGUAGAGAAUGGAGGACUGAUUAUGUGGAUCUAGAGGAGGCCAGUUCAGGCUCCAACAAACGGGUUUUGACACCAGAAGCUGAUGCCCUGAAGGACAACGCCAGAAGUAUUGGUAACAUGAAUGGUACUUCGUGGAGUCCAAGAGCAGACCACUCCCCAAUGCUGCAGCGCACCCCUGGUAAUUCUCAAUUUAGGUUAUCCUUGGACUCUUACAACAGAGAGAGAGAGAAGAAGAAACAAAGAAUGGAACGAGCUAAGCAGCAUUCUGUCACCCCAGUAAAGGCACUCUCUGGAACAAGCGUAUCAAAUCAGGACAAUGGAGGUCUCUUAAAGAAGAGACCAUACUCUGCUUCAUGGGAGACUCCUUCAGAUCAGUCUUCUGAAUCGAAACUGGUUUCAAAACCCAAAGUACCUUCUCCAAACCAAUCUGGACGAUCAUCUGAAAAAUCUGUUAACGUGUUGAAAAGCCAGUCCUUUCCAUCACUUCACCUUAACUCAGAAAUUUCUUCUGAACCGUCCAAACACACAGAGUUUCCUGGAAAAAGAAAACGGAUCUCCAUGCAUACGGAAAUGAAAAGUUCAGGUGAACCUCAUUCCCAUCGGUCUGAACAACAUAAAAAUGGAAAAUCUGAGUUUAUAAAACUCAUCAAGUUAAAGUCUCCACAGAAUGGUAUUCUGCAACUAGAGGAUGCUGCUACUUCAGCCGGAGAUGAUAUGCUUCUUUCAGAAGACUAUCGGGACUUAAAUGAAAAAGAUAACUCUUCUCCUGUGGAUUCACGUUCUGGAUGCAAUGCAAGUACAAAUGAUCAAAUGUGUGUUGCAGAUUCCAAAGAAAAUAAUUUGCAAGUAACUCACUCACAACUCUUUUUGGAAAAGUCUCAUCCUUUUUCUCAAGAAAAACCUGGCAUAACGAAUUCUCCCGGUCAGUUAACAAGAAUUCAUGUAGACACUGUGUAUACAAAAGAAACAGAAUGCCUACCACGUUCUUCCCAGGUUCAGACGGCCAGUGUGUCGUCUUUGGUAUUGGGCCCUAAGAAAGAGCGAGACCCACUGAGACCGACAGAACCUGUCCUCUGUAAAGCUGGUAAUACACAGCAUCCCUCAAAUUCAAACAGAAGCUUUUCUAAAUCAAGAAAGAACCGUGAAAAAACCUCAGAAGAUGCUUCUAAGCUGCCGACAGUGGAAAUUUCUGAGAAGCCUGUAUCUUCAGUAAGGACUGGUAAAAAAAGUGUUGCACGUUCACUGUCUUUUAAAGGUUCAGCUAAUAACCCUAGCUCUUCACAGUUUUUAAAUGAGUUGGACACUGAAAGCCACACAGUAGAGACUUCUGUGCUGAAUGGGAAUUUAAGGAACAGUUUUGAUAGUGAAUAUGAGAGUAUUGAAUGCAAUCUGGAAAGUGAAGAAGAAGAAGAAAUACUCUUACCACUGCAGGAAAUCCUGUCUUUGAGUUCCAAACCACAGAAUAGAACCCCAGACAGAGCUUGUCUUCAGGAUCUUUCACAGGAUACCAUGUCUCCCUCACAAAAACUUCCUCUUCUACAGCUUCCCGUUGUUACUGAAGUGUCUUAUGUGAACAGCCUGGAGCAUCUUGUGAAGGAGAAAGAAGAAUCCAAAAGGGUGGCUGAAUUGGAGAAGCAGCUACAGAAAGACAUUCAGCGAACAGAAGUAAGUUCUUCAGUUGAAGUAGAGGAUGAAAGCACCCAAGAAGAUGGAGAUCUUUCAGAAGAGCACAGGGCAUUUUUACAGAGAUUUUCAGUAAUAACUGAUGCGAUUCCUGAUUACCACCCUGGGGAAGAGAUAUUUCACUUCUCAAACUCUGGAAGAAUCUUCAGUCACCAUAACCUUGACUUGAGGAAUUUUGGAUUCAACUCUCAAAAUCCUAUAGAAAAACUCCUCCUUAGCUCUGAAGUAAGACAGCAGCUUUCUUUAACAACUCAGGGGUUCCUCAGUUCUGCUUACAGUUGUACUCAGUGCCCCAUGCCAGUUUUAAAGUGGCUGUUUCAGAUGAUGUCGGUUCAUUCAGACUGUUAUGUUUCAACACGGAUGUUAGACGUGUUGAUGGAGAUGACCAUUAAAAAUGCUUCUAUUGGUGCUGAACAUUUUAGACCCUGGGUUCCCUCCCUGUCUGACAUAUCAGCUGUGUUGAUCAAUAUGGGAGUUCACUUUAGCACUCUCUUUCCUCUGAAACAUCUUCAGCCCAGCUUCAGUGAAGGUGAUAUUUUUAGAUCCAAAAUGCAAAUGUUAGUGAUGAAACCAGCAAGUGGAAACAUCUCUUCAGGUCCAGCUUUCUCUUGUCUGCCAGAAACCAAUCUAAUUAAUGUCAUCAAGUUUUUAGCUUUUUGUACAACUAUAUAUCAGGAUGUCUAUACAGACCAAGAAUUAUUGCUACUGCUGUUACUGCUGUUCAAAAUAAGCCUGGAAAAACUAUUGAAGCAAAUUCCGUUAAUAGACCUUCAGUGCCUUGUGAUAAAACUGCUGAAAAGUAUGAGAGACUGGGAUGCCAAGAUGUCUGAAUUGUGCCUGGCAAUGAGUGACCUUUCUAGUCACCACCAUGACCUCCUGUGGUUGGUUCAGCUGGUCCCUAGCUGGGUAACACGUGGAAGACAAGUAAGAAGAUGCCUUAGCCUCAUAAUCAUUUCAAAAUUUCUUAACCAAAAGAAUACAAGAAUACCAGACACCAGUGACCAGCAGCUCUCUCACCUGUAUCAGUAUCUGGUGUACAUAAAGCCUUCUAGUAUAUUAAAGAAGAAGUUAGAAGAAAGAAUGGACCAGCAGGGUGACCUCACUGGAGAAUACCUUCAGACAGAGCUAGAGCAGCAGGCUUACUAUCUGACCUACAUUCUUCUUCACUUGGUCAGUGAAGUUUGUUGCUUUGAUGUUCUGAAUUCUAAUCAGAGGCAACACUUACUGAGGCUCAGCAGUGCCCUAGAUAAACAUGUGAAGUGUGAUAUUAGGGAAGAUGCAAGACUGUUUUACAGAACUAAGGUAAAAGACUUAGUUGCUAGGAUAUAUGGCAAGUGGCAGGAAAUGAUACAAAACUCUCGUCCUACUCAGGGGAAACUGCAUGAUUUCUGGGUGCCAGAUUCAUGAAACAUCAACCAGGUCAGGGGAAAAAAACAAAGAAACUGAACAAGAGCUUCUUCUGUAACCAAGAAAGCCUUUGCAAGUUGAGUGAAAAUUUCAGCAUGGUUGAAACAAAAGCAGUCGGACGCUAGAAUCAAAACAUCAGCUUGGUACAGUUUGCAAUUAAAAACAUGCCUGUCCCAUUGAUUUGCAUUAUUUUGAUAGAUUACCUGUUUUUCAAACCUUGUAUAAAUGUAAUAUAAGAGAAUUUGCUUCUCCUAAUGGCUUGUCUGAAUUGGCUGCUAAUGUUUUAGUAUAUUGAAAGCCAAAAGGGAAGCUUUCUCAUUUUACUUCCCUUGCUAAAAACCAUUGACCUAUAAAAAAAAACAAACAAACAAAAAACCCCUCUUUUAAUAGAUUUUAUUUAAAAGAAGAAAAGAACCAUUUGUUUUAUUGCCUGUAUACACCCGUAAGUAUUGCAGUUGCACUGCUAGAGAAGGGAGCAACCCUUUAAACAGAAUGAUAGCAUUCGGAAGCAGUAUUAAGUCUGUCCUUUUCCAUUUUUUGUGUGUAUGUGUUUGUAUUGAAGGGGAGAAUUAGACAGACAGAAGUGGACUGAGAGAUUGUUUGGCCUGCAGCUCUGCUUUCUAUCCGUUCUGUGGAACAGACCUGGCAUGGCCGUAUGAUGCCUUUUAAUGGUCUGGAAUGAACUGAUCAAGGUGGGAAUGGUGCCUGUCCAGAUGAAAGUGAUGGAGGCUGAUGUGGAGAACAGCUGUUCUGGAGAACAGGCAGAUUGAUAUAGCAAAAUAAAUGAGCUCAGCCACUGUGUAUUGCCUGUUCCAGCAUUUAAAGAGAAGCGUUACAAGAUGCAUUUUCCCUCUUCAGGUUGUAGAGAGCCUGGACAGGAGUGUGCGCGCACAGAAGACUUAAUGGUUACAUAAAGCCAUAUUACAUGGGUAAUUUUGCUGCAACUAGAGUAAUAAUUUCUCUGCCUGAAAGGCAAAUUUAACUGCAUAAUCUGGCUUCAGCCCCUCUCUGUAAAUGACUAGACUCUUAAAGAUAUCAAUUUAGUUUAAAUUUGGGAAAACCAGACCUUGCCGGUCUUCUACUUCCCGCCAUCCCACCAUCAUCUUUAUCCGCCUAUGUAAAAGUAGUUGUAAAAGACAUUUUAUGCCUGCCCCUGUUCCUUAGUGCCAGGUUUUGCCCAUACACACAUUCUCAAAACUCCUGCUAAAAUCUGAGCUGUGUAUAUAACAAAACAAGGGCAAAAGCCGUCCCCUUCUUUUGUGCUAUGAGCAAACAUUCCCACUUAAGUCUUAUACUGUAUUUAAUCUGCAGACUCUAUUUAAAUUGCUAAAUUGAAGGAUUUGGUAGAAACACUACCUGAUAAUAUCUUGUUAAUUAAGGCAAGGUGUGAUUUAUUUUUUUUAAUUUUUUUUUUUUAAGUUUAUGCAUUUCGUAUUACCCUUUGUAGGUGAGCCUCUCAUGAUAAACUUCACAUUCUGAUUUCUUGCACAGAUAUAAGGCUUAAAUUGAAAGAGAAAUCCCCGCUGUAAAUAUUUAGGGAACUACAACAGAACGUUGGGGAGUGACUUUAUUAUAAGCUUAAAAAUAUUCUUACCUGAUUUAUUCACUUUUGAACUUUGCUGUUAAAUUGUUUUUAAAUUGCUAUUUCUUGUCCUCCAUUUUGGGUGUUAAUGUGCUAAUUAUAUUGAAGUCUAGAAAGCCAAAGCAUCUAUAUACCUUUCAUAGGACAGUCGGCCUGAAUCUAGUAAAACAAGAUUCAGGCUGAUGGCACCAUUCAGAAAAAUAAAUUUCUUGUUUCAUGUCAAUAGAAAUUGGGGAGUUGAGGGGGGAAACUACUUUGGAUAUUUUUGUUUGGUUUAGUAGAACUAUUUAAGGCAAAAAAAUUAUGGUGGCAAUAUAAAGUAUGCAACUUCCUCUCUUUCUCUGCAGUCUGCCUUACUGGAACAAUAUAUUAAUUCUUUCCUUCAUGUCAGUUACUGUUGUGAAUAUAUUGUAUGUAAUUUUAUUAGGGUUUAUAUUUUUUUUGCUAACAUUAUGUAAAGUUAAAAAACUAUAGGAUAUACUGUAUUCUUUACUGUAAUUAAUGUGUAUAUAUUUUCUUACUAUGUAAAGGUAAAGUGCAUAUCUUGUACAUUUGGGGAAAUAAUGGGUCAAAAAUAGUUUUUGACAACUAGUCUUUUUGUAUUGCAGUUCAAAGCACAUAAACUGCCAGUUUUCUAAUUGAAUAACCACUUUGAUAUUUACUUUUUAUUUAAUGGAGCUAACGAAAAAUAAAACCAAACCUGUUCUUUUAAUUAUUCUUUGCAUAGAAGAAGCAGGCAUCAGUUUUCAUUUUAUGAGAUGGCUGCAGGUCAGAUUUGCUGUCUUAUUACAGGGCUUGCUUGUUGCUUUUAUGCACACAGUUAAUUAGAUUAUUAUAAUUGGCGAAUGUCUUGAAGUAACACUUGGCACAAGUACUCCUGCACUUUUUGCACUUAUUUAAAAAAAAGGACAAAAUGAAUUAAGUGUCUCUUACUCCUCUCCCCCCCGCUUUCAACUUUUGUAUACAAUUGGUUUAAUAGGUUCUUGGAGAAUCAAUAUCAAUCAGUGCCAUGUCUGGUAAUCCCAAAACGUGCUGCAGCGUCCUUCAGAGGCCCCCAUCUGUCUCUGAAAGUGGAGUGCAACAAAGACCCGAGCCUGGUGCUGUUGGAUUUUGCCAAGCCGUUGUACUGCCCCUCUGAUUUUAAUGCUCAUCCAGAAAAACCUAAUUGCAGAUUAGUGUCACGUGACUUCUCUUGUCCUUGACUAAGCAUUUUGCACUGAGGUUUAUCUUUCAAUAUUAUGCUGGCUUCCUUGAGAUCCACUUAAUUUAAUUUCAUGGGUAAUUAGGUGCACUUAAAAUUAAAGGACAACUACAAAAAAAAAUACACUUAUGCUUCUCUUUGCAACUAUUUUUCUGAUGAGUCUUUUGUACAGUUCAUAAAAAUAGGUCAGUUAAACUCUAUUUUUAAACCUCUUUGCACAGUGGUGACAAGCCCUUGUGCAUCCAUCACUUAAUACUGCCCAGCUUUUGAAAUUGGAUAAUGGAACUGGGUUUUUUUAGAAACACCUAAAUGAUUUUACAGCUGCAGGUCCUAUUGGCUUUCACUGGGACGUAUGCUCAGUCGGCACUCCUGAAAAUCCAACCCGUGCUGACUGUUAUGGAAAGUUACUGACGUUUAUGAAGCAUGAAUGAGCUCAGAUGAUCUUUGGAAGGUGUAGGGGAAUUGGACCCUCAGGGAUCUGCUGCUCAUUGGUGACACUUCUGGCAAGAGCGUUGCACAGUCAUUGGGUUGUGGAAGUGAGCCCUUCUGUACACGUAGUACAGAACUCGCCUAUCCAGGUAUUUUUAAUCCAUGAAGUCUCUUACUGCUGUCAUCAACAAGGAAUCUCUUUGCGCCUUCCAGAAGUGCUUGAAGCAUCAUGAUUGACAUCUGCUGUCUGUGGCUUGUUCUUUCUCUUGUCCUCUCCCAGGAAGAGAAUUGUGUGCACAGGUUAGUGUGUUUCUUGGUAGGGCUUUUGCGUUUAAUGUGAAUUCUCUUCUGUCUCCAUUAGACUGCAGCUUCAAGAGUCCCUUGCUGUUUGGAGCCAUGAGGCUUGUGUGUGUGUUGUUUGCUUGAGGGUCUUCUAGGUUCGGUGUCUUUUGGACUUUCACGCAUAAUUUAGCGGUCGGGUCAAGAGAGCCUGGGUUGCUGGCGCCAGAUAUGAGCCUGGUAAGAUGGGGUUAUCUUCAUGUGGUCUGUCACAAAUUAUUAUGUUCUGCCACCAUGGCAGGGGCACUCGGUAGCGCUCUGGUGGAUAGAAAGAGCUGGAAGGCUACAAAACGAGAGAGGUGGUAGUGUUACCUUGCAUCAAAAGCUCUCAGGCUGGGUUAACAUUAAAAGAUGGUGCUUGUUCUCAACUGUUACCUGUUAUUAUCUUGGCCUCCACCCUGAAAACCAUCUGCUUGACAUGCUUUGUCUAGGCAAGCUGUAUGGGAGAAAAUGUCUGUUAGGAGGGUGUUUUUAUACGAUUUUUAUGCUAGUUUGAUACUCUGAUCUUUAAAAAAAGAAUGUUUUCCUGUAUGUUCAGCUGCAGGCACUUUAUCUCCAUUUCCUUCUGGCGCUCUGCACAGCUCGUAUCAAAUAAUAUCAUGAAAUGAUGAGUGUGGGCCGGGAGUACGGAGUCUCGUUGGACUCUGUCGCAGCUGUGAUGGAAUGGUUGGUUAUCCAUAAUGACUGGGAAUACAGGCCCAGGGCCUCUCAUUGUGUGUUCAUUCACCCUGGCAGCUGCUUGCAUGCACGCCAGUGCUAUUUUAAAUGCUGCUGAGAAAGCCAGAAGGAUAAAUGUGGCUGCUUCCCUGAUCUUUGGGAGGAUGUCUUUCACCACAGGUUCCAAAUACACCUGGCUGAACAAGAUGCAGGGCGAGGGCACUUGGAAUUGGACUUGUUUUAUGAAGAGGGCAUGCUUAGAAAAUGGGACUUCUGCACUCCGUAGGUCAGUGGCAGGGAAAUCCAACUCUUAUCUUGUCUGCCAAGUGCUGGCUGGAAGAAAAGAGCUAGCAGCUAUGAGUGAGCAGUCCAGCUGCUUUUGAGAUGCAGGGGAUGGAUAAAAGGAUUAGCUUUCCCGUGCUGCCUUUGGUAGCAGCAGUCUCAGUCGUGUUCAUAGCAGCGAGCUACUUUUCAAGCAGCGCUGCCUUUCUUCAAGUGUGUUGCUUUCUGCACUGAAAACUUACACAAGCUGUGUGGAAGAAAAUGUUUGUCGGGUUGAUUUUGAUGCUUUGUACACUUCAAGGUUUCCCCCUUGUAUAAUA